AUGAGCACGGCCCUCGACCUCGACCCGCGACAAGCUCCGCCUCCUCUCACCUUUGCCCUCCCGGGCCUUCAAGGGCUCGGCUUCGGCUUCCUCCUCCUCGUCCUCGCCCUCCUCCUCCAGCCCGCCAUCCCCGCACCCAUCUCGCGCCACCUCCGCCUCGCCCUCUUCCUCCCCGUCGCCGCCCUCGCCUGCGUCACCCCGCUGUGGUGGCGCUUCGAGCCGUUCGACCUCGCCAUCCCGGCCAACUUUCGUUGGGCCAUCUUCGCCCCGUACGGCGUCCUCAAGGCCGUCCAGUGGGGGCUCUUGAGCGACCGCGCGCGCGCAAAGGACCUCGCCUGGGUCGGGUUCGACGGCCGCGAGGAGGAGCGCUCGAGAGACGUCGUCGUCGAGCGCGAGGAGGCCGAGAAGGGUCGCGCGCACGAGCCCGCAUCGACCACGGCGCGCUCUGAUCCCGCCGCAGAGGGCCUGCGCAAGCGCGCUCCGCCCGAGCUGUCGGCGCCGACGCCCCGCCGCCCGUCGACGGCGCUCUCGCCCGACAUCGCCCUUCCCUCUUCCUCCCCAACCGACAUCUCGCACCUCCCGACGCCCUCUCCCUCACCUCCCUUUGACGCCGUCAACCCGCCCUCGAUCGCCUCGGCGCCGCACCCGACCUCGUCCGUCUCGCCCCUCGCGCACGCGCAGCGCGACGCCCAGUCGGCCGCGCAGCAGCACGACCCGCUGCGCACCCUCGUCGACGCGACCCACCUCGUGUCGUCCCUGCGCGGCGUCGGCUACCUGUGGGGCCCGCCGCUGCGCUCCCUCGCGCGCCCGGCGCCCUCGCACGCCGCGUUCGUCCGCCGCGCCCUCGCCCAGUUCGUGCUCGCGCACGCCGUCAGCACGGCGUGCGUCGCGCUCCAGGUCCUCGACCGCGACGGCGAGCUCGCGCCCAUCCUCGCGCGCGCCGUCCCGCUCCUGUCGCCCGGCGCGGCGCAGCUCGUCUCGGCGACGGUCGCCCGGCUCGGGAUCGGCGCGAGCUUGCACGCCCAGAUGAACAUUGGCGCCGAGGGCGUCUCGCUCGGCCUGUACGCGGCGCACAGGGUGCUCAACGCCGUGCUCGACCGCGUCGGUGGCGGCAAGGCGGUCAAGUGGCGGUCGACGUUCGACGUGCGCGAGUACCCGCCGCUGUUUGACCGGCCGUUUGCCGCCAUGGGCGAGGGCGGGCUCGCUGGGUUCUGGGGCCAUCGGUGGCACGCCCUGUUCCGCGACGUGUUCACCUCGGUCGGGUACCGGCCCGUGUCGCGCCUCGCUCGUCGACUGGGCGUGCCCAAGAAGGCGGGGCAGUUUGCCGCCGUCGUCGCCGUCUUUGCCCUGAGCGCCUGGAUGCACUGGCAAGCCCUCUUCUCGGCCCGCUACGCCCUCUCGCCCUCGUCCUCCUCUCUCGCCUUUGCCGCCGCCCACCACCUCCCGCUCUCGUCCCUGUACCCGGCCCCCUACGCGUCGCUCUCGUUCGUCGAGCGCCACGGCACCUGGGUCUUCUUCCUCGCGCAACCAUUCGCCGUCUCGCUCGAGGGCGCGUGGAGCGCUUUGACGAGGAGGCGCGUCGGCGGGUGGGCCGGCAAGGUGUGGGUCGCGCUGUGGGUGGUUGGGCUCGGGCAGGCAAGCGUCGGGCGCAGCUGGCUCGCUCUCGGGCUCGUGCAUGGCCUCCCGCCCGUCCGCCUCUGGUCUCUCCACCGCUUUUGCCUCCCCGUCCUCAACCUCGCGCCGAUGCCCCUCUUCAUGCGCUCCCCUCCUUACUAG
Messenger RNA from Rhodotorula graminis WP1, 1776 nucleotides. RefSeq lists its product as uncharacterized. Lineage: Eukaryota; Fungi; Basidiomycota; Microbotryomycetes; Sporidiobolales; Sporidiobolaceae. The record is from RefSeq and is a predicted model, not a curated record. Bases 1 to 1776 code for a protein of 591 amino acids. The transcript has 4 exons. Gene Ontology annotation, biological process: lipid metabolic process.